Misgurnus anguillicaudatus (oriental weatherfish) is the source of this 1644-nucleotide messenger RNA. The record is from RefSeq and is a predicted model, not a curated record. Lineage: Eukaryota; Metazoa; Chordata; Actinopteri; Cypriniformes; Cobitidae.
AUGUCUUCUACAAAAGUGGGGUGGACAAGACACCAACGUAUCCAUAUCUCAUUAGCAUUAAAAACUCUGGACCUUCAAAAAAACAAGUUGAGCCACUUUCCCAGAGGUCUUCCCUCUGGCCUGGAAAUCCUUCAUUUGGGUCACAACAGGAUACACAGCCCCCGAGAGUCUUUCCUGGUGGGUCUCAAAAAGCUACGGGUCCUGAACCUCCAGAAUAACCAGAUAAGCAGCCUGCAUGCCAACACCUUAUCAUUACUUGAAAACCUUGAUUGUCUCUACCUUGAUGGCAAUAAGGUCAAGUUAAUACAUGGUGCCCCAGGUUACCCAUGCUUUAUGCUAAUCAUGGGAAGCAACCAAAUCUCUUCGAUACCUUCUGAUUUCUUCUCUACACUUCCGCUUCUAAAACCUUUAGAUUUGUCUUCAAACCUCCUAACCAAAGUCCCUCGUGGCCUUCCACAGUCUUUGAUUCAUCUAAACCUAGACAGGAAUCAGAUACGGUCGCUUAGGAAUCCUGACAUGAUGUCCCAGCUGCACAACCUAGUAACUCUUUCUGUCAGCUUUAAUAGACUCUCAGUGGAAGGUCUUCGUCUGCCUGGCCUCUCUGUGUGUGAACUGGCUGGAAAUCAUUUACGAAUGCUGUCAGGCAGGUUGGGCUCUGAACUGGAGAAGUUUGACUGCAGGCAGAACAACAUUCAGGAAGUCACCUUUCAGCAAGAAGCAGGGAUGAGGCAACUUAAACAUCUCCUUUUGGAGAACAACACCAUCCGCAAUUUCGAAACCCAUGCAUUAAGGAACUGCAUGCAACUUUCUAACCUGGUAGAACAGAAUCUUCUUUCUGCUGUACCUCACGGGUAAUUACUUUAUGCAAUUAAACUAAGUGUGCACAAUAUAUCACUGAUAUUUUAUGAUAACGGCAGCAUUUUUAUAUUAAUGACAUCUGCUUGAUUUUGCAGAUAUUGGUAACAGACCGACUGGUCUGGUACUUUAUAAUUUCUUCAUCUGUCAGAAAUAAAGGCACAAAAGCUUUCACUGGGACGCUACCCUUUAAAUGUCCAUUUCUUGUGAAAAGGACAUUUCACAAGAGUUUUUAAGAUGUAAAAUAAAACGUUGGUGUCCCCAGAGUACAUAUAAGAAGUUUUAGCUCAAAAUAUUAUAGAGAUAAUUUAUUAUAACAUUUAAAGGGGACAGAGAAUGAAAAACCAUUUUUACCUUGUCUUUGCUGAAUAAUGGUAGUCUACCCACAUUCACAAAUAUACAAAAAGUGCUAAACAUGCUAAACAUCUCAGUCUCAUAGAAAUUCCUCUUUUAGAAAUGUCAGCCAGAAAACAGCCCAAUCUGAAAAACUGAUGCUUAUGACAUCACAGGCAUCUAACUGCCCUUCCACUUUAAAAUAAUUGUCUACGUUUUUUGAGUGGCAGCAAAGUCAGCCAAUCAGUAAUGAGAUUGCAAGUUAAGCCAGUAGGGGGAGCCAAAUAGGUGCAAAACCACUUGUUUAAAUUCCCCCUUCUAAUAGAGCUUUUUGAGAGAGGUUUUUAGGAAGCUUCGAAGGCAUUAUAGACCCAAACAAAAAAAAAUUUGUCUACAUGUCACAUCACAGAACAAGGAUAAAUACUCCGUUCAAUCAUUCUAUGUCACCUUUAAAAA